Molecule: messenger RNA, 1314 nt
Organism: Diospyros lotus (date-plum)
Lineage: Eukaryota; Viridiplantae; Streptophyta; Magnoliopsida; Ericales; Ebenaceae
Exons: 3
Coding region: 1-753 (250 amino acids)
Source: RefSeq, a predicted model, not a curated record
AUGGCGAUGCAUCGACGUGGGUCUGUUGUGACAUAUGUUCGAGAAUAUGUAGAGGUAGAAAGCGAAAGCGAUAGCAAAAGGAGAAAAAAAGCUGAAGAGCGUCUGCUGAAUCGGGCGGGUUUUACCCUGUCGGAAUGGACCCGACCCAGGUCCACCUGCUCUAAAAGGAAAGACGAAGAGGGAAUUAGGGUGUGGAGAAAUCCUCUGCCCUGCGACUCUCUCAUCCCUCCCUCUGCACUCCGCCAGGUCAAUACAGAUGCCGGCCACUACCGGCUCCGCCACCAUUUUCUCCCCCUUCUCCUUCCCCACGAAAGCAUCAGCUCGCUCUGUCUCUCUCUGCGGUUUGCCUUGCGCCGGCCGACCGCCGCUUGCCGAAGUCCGUCGCCACCGUCUCCGAUCUUCUCUCUGUUCUCUUUCAAGCCGGACACCACCACCACUUGUCGGCCAUCACCGCCUACUUCAUCUCUCCUUCCGCCCAUCUCCUCUCUCCAUCGCGAACCAGUAGCCAUCAUCUCCUCGUCUUCUCCGUUCUCUGACGGCCACCGCCGCUGCCACGGCGCAACCACCAUUAAAGGCGACGACCACCGAGGGAUACCAGCAUCACCGACCACCUCAGCCAUCACCGUCUCCGUUUUCCAGCGCCGCACAGUCGCUGGUCAGACCGUCGGUAUAUAUAUAUUGUAUAUACACUUACAGGGGACGCCACUGGUGAUGGAGGAAGAGGCGACGAUUGAGGCUGGAGGCGGCACCUGAUGGCGAUUGCAAUAAUGGAGGAGGGUCGACGAUGCACGACGACUUGUGGUGAUAGAUCUGGAUCCAGAUGCAGCGAUGGCGUGACCCACCAACACUUUGGCUACUUGCGGCAACCCAGCUAGACGACGACGACGACGACGACGACGGUUAUGGAGGAGGGGUGACGGCGGUAGCGGCAACGACAAUAAUGGCUGAAGCGGAGGGAAGAUGAUGGGAUAGGGUAUAAUAGUCUUUUACUUGGUCAACAUAGUAGCAUUUUGUGCAAAAGCUUGGGGGUACUAGCUUUGCUCAAACGCUAUUAUAGUAGUGUUUAAGCUACCUAGCAUUUAAGCUAAUUUGGUUUCCCAAACACUUCACUCAAAAAUGCUGUUUAACUUAAACGCUGCUUAUGCAGCUUAUAAGCGGUCAAACCAUUAAGCCAAACAACCUCUUAGAUCUACUAAAAUGGAUAGUAGUCCAGGAGAAGGUAUGGGAUCUUGAGAAUUGAAUUGACAAAUCCCGAAGCUAUUGCUAAAGGUGCGAUUUAUGUGUAAUACUUGGCGAAGAAUGUAUUGUGUUUCA